Molecule: messenger RNA, 429 nt
Organism: Orycteropus afer afer
Lineage: Eukaryota; Metazoa; Chordata; Mammalia; Tubulidentata; Orycteropodidae
Gene: GIP
Product: gastric inhibitory polypeptide
Biological process (GO): regulation of insulin secretion; regulation of fatty acid biosynthetic process; response to starvation
Cellular component (GO): extracellular region
Molecular function (GO): hormone activity; glucagon receptor binding
Source: RefSeq, a predicted model, not a curated record
AUGGCGAGCAUGAAGAUCUCUCUGCUGUUGGUGUCCCUGCUCCUGGCAGUGGUGCUAGGGGAGAAGGAAGAGGGUCACUCCAGACCCAACCCUAAGGUCAGCAGUCCUCAACCUCGAGGCCCAAGAUAUGCUGAGGGUACUUUCAUCAGUGACUACAGCAUUGCCAUGGACAAGAUCCGCCAACAAGACUUUGUGAACUGGCUACUGGCCCAGAAAGGGAAGAAGAAUGACUGGAAACACAACAUCACCCAGAGGGAGGCCCAGGCCCGAGAGCUGGCCAGUCAAUCUAACAGGAAAGAGGCAAAGGAGAAUCAGAGCUCCCCACCCAAGAACUCCAGAGAUGAAGAUUUGCUAAGGGAUUUGCUGAUUCAGGAGUUGCUAGGCUGGAUAGUAGAUCAGCUGGAGCUCUGCAGGCUCAGCCUGAGCUAA